UUGAUGACCAGGUGUGUAGCAGGUUCGAGCCCGGCUUGGAAGUUGUUUCUACUAUGAGCCAGGCACUGCCUGAGCACCUGGGUCCCACCAGUGAACAAAUAGACGACAGUCCCCGCCCCGGGGGACUAGCCUUUUCCUAGCAGGACACAGAACCCCAAACACUCACAGAAUAAAGAGCUUCCUGGCUCGAGGCCUUCACCCACUCAGCCUCAGCUUCCACGUCUGUAAAUGGGGAUAUCACAGCUGCAUUACAGGACUGUCAUUAGACUUUGUCGAUAAGCUGAACACAUAGAGAGCUCAGCACACAGAGAGCUUGACACGCUCAAUAUCCAUGCCUGGCGUGCACACUUCCAUGUGCGCCAGGUUCCAGCCGUCUAGUGUCCGGGAUGAAGCAGCACAUGUCAUCAUUGCUGCACCCAAGAUGGCAGGACGUCUCGCGGCCACGACAUCCCCUCUAUGGCCGCACAGUCUGAGUGGAGCACGCUGGAGAGGAAGAGGGGGGAAUGAGGCAGGUCUAGCCUGCUCCAGCCCAGCUGGACCCAGCCAGGGCAUCUGCAGGGAACCCCAGACUGAGGGCUCCUGGACUCUGGCCUCAUCCCUGCCAGGGAUGGGGUGGAGGCCAGACCACAGGGUUGGGCCCUUCUGAAGAGGGCACUCAAAACAAAGAGACGGCUGUGCCUCGUUUGUCAAAUGAAAUCAAUUACUAACCCACAGGGCUGAAAUCGAUUCCUAACUCACUCUGCAGCAGGGACUCAGCUCAGCAUUUCACAAACACUGUCUCACCCAGACUCACGAGAGCCCUAAGAGGUGGACACUGUCAUUCCCAUGUGACAGGUGGAAACACCAAGGCCCAGGGAGGCCAAGUGACUUGCUCAAGGUCUCCCAGCUGGUUGAUGGCAGGGCAGAGCCCCAUCUGUCUGACUCCAGAGCCUGGGUGCCCAUCCCCCGUGGCCAGGGAACACCCACUCCCUCCCAGAGCAGCUUCCUGUUCUUGGGAGGCUCUAGGUGGGCCUGAGGCACCGUGGGCUGGCUCCAUGGUUGGAAGAGAAGUUGCAGCCCCCUGCCUUCAUCUGGGCGAGCAGACAAGCCUUGGCCACUGAGAAUCAGGAGACGGAGGAGCUCACUUCUGACUCUUCUGGUCAGCUUAAAUUGGCAGCUUCCCCCAUUGAGCCCAGGCCCAAUCAGCCCUAAAAGGGCUGUGGAGACUUCGGGUUCCCACAGGUGGUGCAGGUGGGAGCAGGGAUACCUCCCUCACAUCCCGAAUCCUCAGCUGGGCCCUCUGGGUCUGCGUUCUGGGUUUGCAGCCUCUCGCCCCCUGGGCCCCAUGCAGCCACACGGGCCUCCUGGGCCUCCUGCAAGGCAGGCUCUCCCCGAAUGGGACUCCCCCUUUGUUCUUCCUUCCUGGGGGCAGCCGUCCCUGAUUCCCAGACCAGACCCAGAGCCCCCAGAGCCCCGCUUCUAGGAUCCUGCCACACAUUUUGCACACCUGUGACCACUUACACGUGUCCUUCUUUCCAUCCCCACUGAGCUGUGAGCUUUUUGCAGUGCGCCCAGCGCUGACACACUGCCAGGCGCUCGGAAACUAUUUACGGGUGGCCUGAAGCUGCUGUCACACUCCCGUCCUUUGCGAAGUUCCAGGUAGUGGAGGCAACCUCCAAGAGGCAAUCCAUUACCAACCAACUCAUGACCCCUCCCUCCGGUGGAAAUCAGAGCUCACGGAUUGUCGUUUGAUUGGACUGUGAUGCGCUGAAGCUGAAUUCAAGACUGAUUUAAAAAAAGACCUGCCAGCUGAAUGAAUGCUGUCACAGAGGGAGGAGCUGGACCUGGCCCCAGGGACCCAAGAUGAUGCUGUCAGUGACGUCGUUCACUCCAUCUGGUGCCCAAAGAGGCCUCGGCCCGAGCAACACCGUCCAGUUUACAGGACCAGGUCCAAGCUGCCAGGCCGCUGGGGCAGGCAGGCCUGGCUUGCAGGGGUCUGGACGGCUCAGAGGGAAGCUGGUAAAAGCAGGGUAAGCCCAGGUCCCACCUCUGCCCCUUCAGAGGCCAAGGCCACUGCAGAGUCCAGAGCAGCCGGAGGACUACAUUUCCCAGAGUUCCCCAAGCCCAGGGAUGAGCCAUUGGCCGAUUUAAAUAGCCCAGGCCCGAGGCAGCCAGGCCGCAGCUGUGGACUCCUCACCUCCCGGAGGCUCUGCUGGUGCAGGCCCCGCAUUGGAGGGCUCGAUUGGCUGCCCGGCUGGCACUGACGUCCCCUUGGAGCUGGGUGGCAGCGGAGAUAAACAGCCAUGUGCAACUCUCCACACUAUAUUUAACAGCUGCGGCGGAGAAGGCAGGGAGGCAGCCACGGUGGCGGCUCUGGGGGCAGCUCUUGUCUUCGGGGAGAAGGCCCUUGGAGCCGGGCUGGCAUCGGCCUUCUCGGGGUGAGCGAGGUCACCAUGCCAGCUUCCCAGAGCCGGGCCCGUGCCCGGGACCGCAACAACGUCCUCAACCGGGCUGAGUUCCUGUCCCUGAACCAGCCCCCCAAGGGGGGCCCGGAGCCCCGCAGCUCAGGCAGAAAGGCCUCGGGCCCAUCAGCACAGCCCCCACCUGCUGGUGAUGGGGCCAGAGAGCGACGCCAGUCACAGCAGCUGCCAGAGGAGGACUGCAUGCAGCUGAACCCCUCCUUCAAGGGCAUCGCCUUCAACUCCCUGCUGGCCAUCGAUAUCUGUAUGUCCAAGCGGCUGGGGGUGUGCGCUGGCCGGGCGGCGUCCUGGGCCAGUGCCCGCUCCAUGGUCAAGCUCAUCGGCAUCACGGGCCACGGCAUCCCCUGGAUCGGAGGCACCAUCCUCUGCCUGGUGAAGAGCAGCACACUGGCCGGCCAGGAGGUGCUCAUGAAUCUGCUCCUGGAUUAGCACCGCCCUGUGCCAGGUGCCACGUGGGGCCCAUGUGGAGGCAAGCCAUUCCCUCCACCCAGAGGUGAUGCCCAGCCCCCGUCCGGCCCACCCUUCGGACACCACCAGGUCCCCAAGGUGCCCCAGGAAGCUUCCACCCUCCAUGCCAGGCCCGCAUCGAUUUCCUUGUCUUUCCCAGUGUGGCCAUCAUUUGAGGGACAUGUGAGGUGGAGGUCUCAGGCAAGGUAAACAUUAACAAGGGGUCUCAUUUCCAAAAGGGCAUUGGGUUGGACCACGGAGAACAUCGGUUCCAGAGGAAGUUAACAAUAAAAACAUGUAUCUCCCUGCUCUAGUCUCAGUCUGGAGGCUCUAUGCUCUCUGGGUGGGACUCGGGGAGGCAGAAACCAUUGGAUACUUCAUGCAGGAGAUGGCUGGGUCUGCCACCUUCGAGGUUUUCUUGUUCCUUUUUUUUUUUUUUUUUUUUAGACAGAGUCUCGCUCUGUCGCCCAGGCUGUAAGGCUGAAGUGCAGUGGCGCGAUCUUGGCUCACUACAACCUUCAGCUCACUACAACCUCCGCCUCCCGGGUUCAAGCAAUUCUCCUACCUCAGCCUCCCAAGUAGCUGGGAUUACAAGCGCACACCACCACACCCAGCUAAUUUUUGUAUUUUUAGUAGAGAUGGGGUUUCACCAUGUUGGCCAGGCUGGUCUCAAACUCCUGACCUCAGGUGAUCCACCCGCCUUGGCCUCCCAAAGUGCUGGGAUUAUAGGCGUGAGCCACCGUGCCCGGCCAGUUUUCUUGUUCUUAUUACUAAAUUAUUUACAUUACAAUAACUUAUGAUUUACUCCUGAAUAAACAGUCUCACGAGGUUGGUGCCAUUAUCAUGCCCAUUUUACAGAUUAGGGAACUGAGGUUCCUAUAAAUAAAGCAACCUGGCCCAGCCUCAGGGCUUGAGAUUUGCACCGGCUCCAGCUGACACACAGGCCUCUGCUCUUCCAGGUGCUGUGCCACGGGCGUGGGAGGGAGGGACAGAGCAAAGUGGCCGAGGCACUAGGCCAGGCGCUUCCAGGGGCAGAACCUGCUCUCAUUAUCCACAGUUUCACACAGGGCCACGUGGCUCAAGAAGACUGUUGGGAUUUAGAGAGGUAGGUUGCCUGCUGUCAGAAGAUGGGGUGGGAAGGCAUACACUCCAGUCUGUCUCUCAACCCUGCUCCCUUGACCCCAUCUCUUCCUUCCCACCUUCUUUCCCCAUGUGACAAGGGAGGUGAUGAAGAUGUCAUUGGUUGAGUGCUUACCGUGUUCCAGGGCUUUGCAUAAACCAUAUCAUUACUUCUGAUCUUCACCAUAACCCAUGGAGCUUGGUGCUGUUAUUAUUCCCCACUUAAAGAGGGGGAAAUUGAGGCAUGGGGUGACGAUGGUUCUAAGGUCGUGCAGCUAGUCAGUGAUGGAGCCAGGAGCAGAACCGGGAGCAACUCUAGCUUUGCUUUGCGUUUUCAGAGGAGAGGGAGAGGGAACCAGCUCAGACUGUGUGAAGCUUCCAGCAGGGGGAGGAUCAGAAAAGAAAGGAGGUGCAUCUCAACUUACCCACAGUCAGUGGAUGCUCUAGUAAGGGGGUGAGCUCCCCGUGGUAGGAGGUAUGCAAGCAAGCUGCCUCACAUCACCAAGUAAAAUAGCUCUGCUUUGAUUUGUUUUUUUUUUUACAGGCAUGUUUGCUUUUAAGAACAUUUCCCCUGCCCCAAACAUUGAAAAAUUUGCAACCUACUUGUUAAGAUAAGGC
Molecule: messenger RNA, 4643 nt
Organism: Pan troglodytes (chimpanzee)
Lineage: Eukaryota; Metazoa; Chordata; Mammalia; Primates; Hominidae
Gene: PLPP7
Product: phospholipid phosphatase 7 (inactive)
Exons: 3
Coding region: 2433-2888 (151 amino acids)
Cellular component (GO): nuclear envelope
Molecular function (GO): sphingosine-1-phosphate phosphatase activity
Source: RefSeq, a predicted model, not a curated record